Molecule: messenger RNA, 936 nt
Organism: Dictyostelium discoideum AX4
Lineage: Eukaryota; Evosea; Eumycetozoa; Dictyosteliales; Dictyosteliaceae
Source: the annotation of a RefSeq genome assembly
AUGUGUAAAAUAAUAUUAUUUUUUAUAAUAUCAAAUAUUUUCUUUUUUUUUUUAUUAUCCUAUGUAGAUUCAUACUAUAGUUAUUUAAGAGGCUUUGUAAACUCAAAUUCCGAUCUCUUCGUAGCUUCUGAACAAAAACCAUCUGAUGAUAUGUUAUAUAUCUUACAAAAACCAAAAAGCAUCUUUAUUUUAUUUAUUGAUUAUAAAGAAAGGAAUGUAACAUUAAUUUCGGGUAAUUUCUUUAAUGUAUUUUAUUCAAACGAAAAAAAAAUAGAACUACCCCUUCAAGAGGUAUGUUCUGAUCAUAUGAAUACUUUCAAAAUAAUUGUUUCAACAAAAAUAAAUAUGUACCAAAGAGAAUUUAGAUGUAAAACUUCAUUUUUUGAUGAAGUUUGGUAUUGUACACAAGACCCAAUAAAUAAUGUUUGUUUAAAGGUAGCGUCGAAAAUAUUUGUUUUAUUAUUUCUAUUUUUAUACAUUUGCAUUACAUAUUAUAUACUCGCUUUUUUUUUUAAGAUAAUGGAUUUAUUUUCAAGGAGAAAGAAUUUGCCAAAUCAAAAUAAAGUAAAUGAACAAGAUGUAAAGCUAGAAGCUCUACUAACUGAAAAUAAAGAAGCAUUCGAUUUUAUUUUUAAGAAAAUUCAAGAAAUUGAAACUUCAAUGCAUACAAACAAUAAUGAGUUUAAUAGAUUAAAUUCAAGAAGUGGAUACAACUUUGAUAAUGGUAAUGAAUAUACAAACAAUGGGGAUUCAAGUAUCAAAGGUGAAAAUCAAAUAAAUAUCCAACAAAGUGAUUAUAAUAAUACAUAUACAAACAAUGGAAAUUCAAGCGCCAAAGGUGGAAAUCAAAUAAAUAACCAACAAUUUGAAAGUUACAAUCAAAAUUAUUUUAAAAAUAUGUACAAUAAUUUUAAAAAUAAAUUAAAUAUUAAUUAA